Trichomonas vaginalis G3 is the source of this 1800-nucleotide messenger RNA. RefSeq lists its product as uncharacterized. Bases 1 to 1800 code for a protein of 599 amino acids. Lineage: Eukaryota; Parabasalia; Trichomonadida; Trichomonadidae. The record is from RefSeq and is a predicted model, not a curated record. The transcript has a single exon.
AUGUUUGUUGUUUUCACCUUCAAAGUCGCAAAAGUAGAUGAUUUUUUGAAUAUCCAGCAUCAGGUAGAAGCUAUAAACAGUCAAAAUCAGUGCAAAUUAGCCUUUGUUACAACUGAUGAUGAAAUUAAAAAACUAAAAUCUGGCCAAACUAAAGAAUUGAAUGUAAAAUUAAUACUCAGUGAUAAUCUAGCUGUUCAAAGAUUCUGUAAGGUACUUAAAAAUGAAAGAGAUGCUGAAAUUGCACAACAAAGAAGGGAAAAUCUUCAAAAUAUUAAGCUCGCUUUGGCAGCAGAACAAGAACAAAACGAUUCUACAGUAGAAAAACCAAAUGAACCCUAUUUUGAAAUUAUUUGGCCAGAUUAUAUUCCUGAAAUUACAAAACAAACAAUAAAUGUUCUCUUAGGUAAUAUUAUGGCAAAAAGCUCCCAUGGUUUUCGUUUUGAAAAUGAUCCUAUAGUAUUAGAUUUGGCUUUUUUAAUAGAAACUAAAUCUGAAUCUGCAUAUGAGCAACUUCGUCGUUUUAUUUCUUUAUUUCCAUCAAGAAUGACUUUAUUUAACUAUUUUGCAGAUCCCAUAAAUAAUAUGAAAGAUUUUCUUUUACAUCCAGAAUGUUUAGACAAAAUGUUAUCAUAUAUGAACUAUCAAAUACCAGAUGGAGGACGUUUUGCUAUAGCUUUAGAUGCUGUUGAAUUGAAAUCAUUAGUGAUAUCAAAAGACAAGAAUUUUCAGAGUUUAGAUAUCAAAGAUUUAUUUGUAUUCCUUGCACUUCCUUUGAAUUUCGAAGCACCAAAUUUUGUCGCUAGCAUUCUUCCUUAUAAAAAUGGAUUUGCUUCAUCAAUUAUAGGGAAAAUUCAAGCCGUUAUAGAUCAAUUAUCUUAUUUUAUUGAAAUAUCAUAUAUUUUUACAGAUGGUGACCCAGGAUAUAAAGAAAAACAACAAGAAUUUAUUAAAGAACUUAAAAAAGCAAAAAAUAUAGAUGAAUUGAUUCAAAUAGCACAAAAUUACAUCGAACAUCAUCAAGUAUGGAGUGUUGAUAUCGUCCAUUUAUCAAAAAGAGACAGAAAAUUUUUUAUUCGAAAAGAUGUCGAGCUUUACGCAAUUCCUUUCAAUAAAGAUUCCCGCAUUCAAGCUGAAAAACUCAAAGAGGUCGUAAAGUUAGGAGAUGCAUUGGAAGAUCAGAGUGGACUCGGCGCAAUGAAAGAUAAAUACGCCAUUGCAAUUUUUUCCAUGUUUUGUUUAGAAAAACUACUUCAAGCAGGAUAUUAUAAUGAAGCACUGUUCAUUGCUCCAUUUUCUCUAUGGUAUGAAAGCAUUCGCAACGAAGUUAUUAAUUUUGACACAAGAAUGUUCAUGUUGAUAACAGCAGUUCAUCUUGUAAUGUCAAUUUUAUGUAAGCAUGACGAAAUGGGAAUUAAAAACAAUUUCCAAACAGAAGAGAGAGGUGAAAUCAAUGUGAAGUUCAAAUUCAUUGCAAACGAGAUAAUGCUUGAGCAGAUGUUAAGAGCUCUUUCGGUGUUCAUUGUUGAGUUUAAUAGGAAUCAAAAUUUAAAUUUCUCUCACUUAACAACAAUGACUGAAGAGCAUCUUUUCGGUUUGCUGCGCGUUAUGAGUCAUUUUAAAUAUGAUUUAGAUACGGCUAUGACUAUACUAUACCGAAAAGGGUCGCUAGAAAAAGUGACUUUUGGCGCCAAAAUUAUUUUUAAAAAAAACUUAUUUUUAUUAUUUAAUCAAUAUUACACUAUUACAUAUUAUUUUUUUAUAUCAAAUCCAUACUAUUUUUCAGAAUGGAAGUUUUUGUAA